Betta splendens (Siamese fighting fish) is the source of this 4200-nucleotide messenger RNA. RefSeq names its product Ras and Rab interactor 1b (gene rin1b). The transcript has 12 exons. NCBI's taxonomy places the organism in Eukaryota, Metazoa, Chordata, Actinopteri, Anabantiformes, Osphronemidae. Gene Ontology annotation, biological process: vesicle-mediated transport. The coding region runs from base 250 to 2637 and encodes 795 amino acids. Gene Ontology annotation, cellular component: cytosol; endocytic vesicle. The record is from RefSeq and is a predicted model, not a curated record. Gene Ontology annotation, molecular function: guanyl-nucleotide exchange factor activity; small GTPase binding.
CACGCGCGCGCGCGCAGUGUCUCUGCUGUGACUGUGUAUCACUUCAGAUGCUCAGACAGAAUUAAAAAUGCGCUCCUCCGCCUUGUCACCGGCGCUGUGCGCAUAUUCUUGACGAGCCCGUGUUCCCACAGCAUGGUGCUCGGACUCACAGGCUCAGCUCUGUCUUCAUUCGCCACCGUUAAACUCUCCCGGACGCCCAAUUAGACGGCGCAGCGCCACGCAGCACCUGUUCCCACCUUCACAGACGAGAUGCAGGCGGUGGGCGGCGCCCAGCACGGCUCGCAGCGCGCCUUCAGCGUCCUGGACCGGCUGCUGCUCACGCAUCCCGUGUGGCUGCAGCUGUCGCUCAACCAGGACUCCGCUCUGUACAUCCUGCUCAGAGAGCCUGUCGGGACCUUCCUGGUGCGUAAAUGCAGCUCCAGCCAGAGGAAGGUGCUGUGUCUGAGAGUGACGGCGGACAGAAGUGCCUCCUCCGUUAAGGAGUGCUUCAUCUGCGAGGAGGACUCCACAUUUGCCUUGGAGAGCUCAGCACUCACCUUCCCUGACUUGUGUCGACUGGUGGCCUUCUACUGUAUCAGCAGGGAUGUGUUGCCGUUCCCGCUGGAGCUGCCGGACGCCAUCGCCAGCGCCACCACGCACAGGCAGCUGGAGGCCAUUUCACACAUGGGACAAGACUUCUGGAGCUCUCCCAGCGCUUCAGACAUCCAAAACGGACCAGUGGAUUUGGCUGCGUCCACCAGCAGCAGUCAGGCCAAGAGAGCGGUGAGCGAGGACCGGUGCACGCGAGGCAGACAAGGCAAACUGUGCUUCAUCAACCCGCUCUUCCUGCAGCUGGAGGUCAGCAAGGUCAGUAGCAAGCAGCCGCAACUCACCAACCACAGUGCCUCCAACAAACGGCACCGCUUCAAGCGCAGCAUGCGGCUCCGGCUCUCCGAGUCCUCCAUGAACCUGUCCCUGGAGGGGGUGGGCUCCUUCUCGCCGCCCCCGUCGCUGGAGCAGCCCGGGGGGUCGGAGCGGCUGCAGAAGGACGGCACCAACCCCCAGAGGCGGGUUCACGCCGGGGCCGGGGUCCUGCGGAGGACCCCCGCCGUGUCGCCGGGCUCCGCAGAGGAAGAGGACAUGAUGUCCGUCUACGUGCCCCAAGCAUCUGCCAAAGCAGAGGAGGCUCCCAGGGCCCAGCAUUCAGCAGCACAGGGCUCCGGCACCGAGGUGGCGGCUCUGGCUCUGGACCGCCGCCCGGCGCCGUCCCUGGCCGAGCUCGACAGCAGCAGCUCCUUCAGCAGCAUGGACGAGGACGAGGGCUCCGACUCGGACCCGGAGAGCAGCGCCCAAACCAAAGUGCACGCGCACCAGCGGCCGCCCCUGGUGCGCUCCCGCGGCCGCGGCGGACUGCACCGCAUGAGCGAGGCCUUCGUGUGCUUCUUCGCCCCCGACAAGCGGCUGACGCGGCUGGUGGAGGAGCUGUCCAGAGACAGGCGCUCCAUCUUUGGAGGCAUUGUUCAGGACUUCCUGCUGGAGCAGAGGGAGGUGCUCAAAUCGCUGAGCUCGGCGCCUUCGUCGUCAGCCUCCUCCUCGUCGCGCGUGACCUCCGUGCAGCUGCUGCAGGGUCUGCGGCUCUUCCUGUCCCAGGCAAAGUGCUGCCUGCUGGACAGCGGGGAGCUGGAGCCUCCCAUCGAGACCCUGGUGCCAGAGAACGAGAAAGACCUGGCGCUGGAGCGGGCCAUGUUCUCCUGCGUGCUCCGGCCGCUCAGGUCCCACCUGGACCGGGCCCUGGCGGCGCUGCACGCUCAGGACGGCUCCAGCCAGCGCCUGAGCCAGAACAUGCUGCGCGUGAGGGGCGACGCCGCCAUGGAGCGGCUCGGCGUGCGCACCGGCGUCCCCGACGCCCGCCAGGUGGAGCGGGUGAAGCAGAAGCUGGUGCUGAUGCAGAGGACGCACUCGCCCAUCGACAAGGUGCUGCUGCUGCUCCAGGUGUGCAAGUGUGUGCACAAAGCCAUGGGAUCCCUGCACGGACAGGAAGUGAGCUGGGACGACUUCCUGCCGUCGCUGUCCUACGUGAUCGUGGAGUGCAACAGGCCUCACAUCCUGACAGAGGUGGAGUACAUGAUGGAGCUUCUGGAGCCCUCCUGGCUCGGAGGCGAAGGUGGCUACUACCUGACCAGCGCGUUCGCCAGCCUGUGUCUGAUCCAGAGUCUGGACCGGGGGCAGCCCGUCUCCGGCUGCCUGACGCCCGAGGCCCAGGAGGCGCUGAAGGAGUGGAGCUGCAGACGGAGCCGAGAAGCCCAGCGACAGCGGGAGAACCAGCAGAACCAGAGGUGCGUUCGGAUACUGUUCCAGGACGGGGAGCGGAGCGCCGUGCGGACGUUGCAGUGGAGAGCGGGGGAGAGCAGCCAGGCCCUGGCGCAGCUGUGCGCCUCCACCUUCGGAGUGUCCGACCCGCAGCAAUACACCCUGUACUGGCGCAGCGGCGGUGAGAUGAGGGCGCUGCCGCCCCAGGCCCAGCCACAGGACCUGGCCGGCCACAGCGAGGGGGGGCCCUCGCUCUCCUACCUGAGGACCGACCAUGACUUCAGCAAGAUGCGGCGGCUCACCAGAGGUGGCGCCGUGGACCUGAGCGAGUCGGUGUGCGAGGAGUGAGUGGGUGGGAGGGAUGGAGGAAGAGGAGGGGGAGGAGGAGGAGGAGAAGAUGGAUGCUCGCUCUGGCUUUCUCUCUCUCUCUCUCGCUCGCUCGCUCUCGCUCGCUCUCUUCCUCCCCGGCGCUGUGUUGUGUCUCGUCGCGGGUCAGGACUUGUUGUGAAAAACUACAGCCCUUUUCCAGACUAGGAGCAGACCUUAAACGGUAAACUCUCCCCCAAAUGGACCAACAUGCAGAGCAGAGCAGGACCGACAUAGGGACCGCCAGUCGUACUAUGUACCACUCAGUGUGGCUGCUAGUGUAAAGGAGUGUGCUAUUUGUGACAUGGAAAAAAAUGUGUAAUAAAUGGAUUUUGUUGUUCUAUGAAACAUGAACCCAGAGCUGUACUAUGAAAGGAUGACAUCAUUAGAGCAAGUGGAGGCUCAAAUCCAAAGACAAAUUCUGUGAGGCGGCUGUUGCCUGGAAACAAAACCACUUCCUGUACGCGCACCACGUGAGCGACUGUCCACGGCGGUGAUGUAACCCUUCAGCCGCACAGCUCUGGGGUGACGCUGAGAGACACUUGGAUGUUUUACUUCGCUUUUAUGAGUAGGUCUGCAGAUGUUUGGCUGAGCCCCGAAGUUUAUAACACACAGAGUGAGUUGUGUUACAGCCGAGACCAAACCUCAAUACCAAAGCUACAGGAGCCCAUAACAGGGGGCCAUUUUGUGAUACAGGUGUUUAGAAUGAGACAAAUCGCAGCUACAAGAUUAGAAGGAGCUUUAAAUCGGCCGCUUUUAGAAUCACCCACCGAGACGAUUUUAUUUGUGUUCCUCAGAGGAAAAGAGCAGACUCUCCUCCUCGCUGGCGUUUUCUAUUAAGUGUUUUGGCAGGUGGAGUAAUGGGCGAGUGGGAGGGAAGUGAUAGAAAAGCACCAGCUCUCUGUUUUUAAUCCAUGUGAGAAGAACGGCGUCACGCGGAGACAACCUGCAGCAGUUUUACUGAAUGACUUCACGAAUGUAUUCAAACCUUUUUCCAUGUCGGUGCGCUGAAUCCUUCCGCACGUUCACAUCCACUGCUUUUCAGUUCUACUGUUUCUCUUGGCCGCGCUGCACAAUGACUCUGCGUUACUACCUGGACUAAGAGGACAGUCCCACCAACGAACCAGGGCCGCUCGGUGGCUGGCUGAAUGUAAAAACCAAAAGGCACCGGUCUCCGGUGGCUCCUGCUGCAAGUCAUCGCCAUCAGCUGACUGUUGGAUCAGUGUCAUUAUCGAUUUAUCAUGCUGUGUAUUAAAAACUAACUUUAAAUUGUUCAAUUUGUUGGGUAGAUGUCAAGCCUAAGUAUGGAGUUUCCACAUGCCUGGAGUUUUUAACCGGCCGACGAGGUUCCUCUGGAGAACUAUGACGUGCUAUGAACAUAAUUGCAUGCUUUUUCAUUUGACGUGAAGGUUCUGCGAAUGUGGUGUGUGUGCGUGAAGCAUGUGUUCAUUGUGAGAGCUCACUAUUUCUUUUCAGUGUAAGAACACAUUACGGUACUUUGUCAGGUAACUCAAUAUCGCAAUAAAAGAUUGCAGUAUCCGUCCA